GGGUGCGCUUGCGCGAUCCUCUGGCCAUCAAGAUGGCGCUGGAGAUUCGGCUUCCUGUGGCCCGCCAGCGGCUACCGGAGAGCUUGGACCGGGACACGCAGAAGCACCUGGUGGUGCCCGGGGACACGAUCACCACAGAUACUGGCUUCAUGCGGGGCCAUGGUACCUAUAUGGGGGAUGAGAAGCUUAUAGCGUCUGUGGCUGGCUCAGUGGAGAGAGUGAACAAGCUGAUCUGUGUGAAAGCUUUGAAGACCAGGUAUAAUGGUGAAGUAGGAGACAUUGUGGUGGGGAGAAUCACAGAGGUUCAGCAGAAGCGGUGGAAGGUAGAGACCAACUCCAGGCUGGAUUCAGUCUUGCUUCUCUCAUCCAUGAAUCUUCCAGGGGGAGAGCUGAGGAGGAGAUCUGCAGAAGAUGAGCUUGCAAUGAGGGACUUCUUACGGGAAGGUGACCUUAUCAGCGCUGAGGUCCAGGCAGUAUUUUCUGAUGGUGCUGUGUCUCUACAUACCAGGAGUCUAAAAUAUGGAAAACUCGGGCAGGGAGUUCUCGUCCAGGUUUCGCCUUCUCUGGUGAAACGACAGAAGACCCAUUUCCAUGACUUGCCUUGUGGUGCCUCUGUGAUUUUGGGCAAUAAUGGCUUCAUCUGGAUCUACCCCACCCCUGAGCAGAGAGAAGAAGAAGCAGGGGGCUUCAUUGCCAAUCUGGAGCCAGUACCCCUUUCUGAUCGGGAAGUGAUAUCUCGGCUCCGAAACUGCAUUGUUUCCCUGGUGGCUCAGAAGAUGAUGUUGUUUGAUACUAGUCUUCUGUACUGCUAUGAAGCAUCUCUUUCCCAUCAGAUCAAGGACAUUUUAAAACCAGAGAUAAUGGAAGAAAUUGUAAUGGAAACUCGACAGAGGCUUUUGGAACAGGAGGGAUAAGGAAAGGAAUCUGGGGAUGAAGAAUGCUGUAUGUUUUUGGCUGAUGCAGUUCUUGGGGAGAGCCUAGUCAUGUGACUGGUUCUUAGCUGGAACAUGACAGUUGUUUAGAUAUUAGUUUUGACCAAUAUACGCAAAGAGUCGCUGUGACGGACACCCAGCAUUAAGCUGAAUGAAGAGCCAAGAAAAGAAUCCCUUCAUCAGCCCUGACAGGCAUUCUUCUGUCUCUUACCUGUAGCUGUGCUUUCUUCUUUCCCUUUAUAUAGAAAAUGAGGGUGAUAACAUAAGUGGAAAUUGUGCCUUUGGGCUCUUUAGUUGGUGCUUGAGUCCAAGCACUAGAUGGCGGUUUCAGCUCAUUAAAAGUAUGUGAUGUUCCCAGCCAGAAUGUGCUUCACUGCCUGGGAUAGUAAAGAGAAUCCUUUGUCUUUCACCCACUGUCAUUCAAACAGAACAAUGUAAAUAAACCCAGUGACCCAUGAAAUUGGCCCUAUAAAAGACAUUGCAACUCUGACCCCAAAUGUUACUUUUCAGGCUUGGUUUUUUGUUGUUUUUUUUUUUUUUGAGCUAAAACAUAUCACAUUCCAGUUGUAUUCUAAUCAGUUUUUUAGAUUAAGUCUAAAUGGUGGCAGCUUGCUCAGUUGGAAUCUUGCAUCCCCUUUAAUGGGCUACUUUAAAAGAAGAGAUUUAACUUUGGUGAACAUUGCCUUACGAUCCUGAGAAUGGAUUCUAGAUUCAUCCUUACAAGAGUGGAAUCCUCUUCACCAAGACCUCUUAUUUCUGCCCAGGAAGACAUUUUUUAAUACUGCUAAUGAAGGGUACUUGAAUUGCCAUCAUUGGAUUGUAAGUCACCUUGGAUUGAUUAGAGGGGAUGAAUUAAGUCUGUGUGCUUUGAUAAAAAGGAACUAAAUGAGACAGAGAUCGUGAUUUUGACACAGCCUUUCCUGGGACAUGGGCAUUCUUGUGCAGUGUUUUUAUGUAGUUUUUUAGGUUUGUUGAAAGACAGUUGUUUUAAAAAAAUUUCUAAAUACUCUUGUACACGUGCACAUAUUGUUUUGGUACACUGGUAGAGUUCCUAGAAUUUGGUUUCUGCGUUUUUGUUCUCUAUCACUGUUGGGGGGUGACUUGAGUUAAGGGUGUCUGCUGACAGAUUCAUCACAUCACACCCCACCCAAGUAAUUUGAAAGAAAAAUGCAAUAGUCAAAGUAUCCUUUUGCUUGAGCUUUGGGUUAUAUUUUCCCACACUGAAUUUGACAAGGCUUGAAUAUACUUGGGAUAAUUUUUCCUGGAAUGACACAUGAGUUUUCUUUAUAUAGUUACCCAUGAUCUAAGACAUGUCACUCCUGUCCCCAUUUUUUGUCACUCCUAUUUUGAGUAUGCAGAGUGAAACGAUUUGUUUAGCUCUGUUUCAACUUGUAUUGCAGAAUAAUUUUCUAGCUCAUAAUGUUUUGAGAGAAAUGAAAAGGCAUAAGUGGAAGCUUGCCUGUGGUCUAAGAUAACUGAUUGAGAGGUUUGGUUUGGGACCAGAUUGUAAGCCCCUUGAGGGCAAGGAACCAUUUUAUGUUGCUGUGCACACACUGGUGUUCAAUAAAUAUUUGUUGAAAAAAAUUUAUUUUGUUCAGACCUGAGAUUUUAGUAGUAGAGAGAGCUUCCGAUAAUGGAAACUCACUUCAGAAAACAAACUCCCUUUACAGAUGCAGAUUUGCAAUAUAACUUAAGUCUUGAGAGAUGCUUAAGGUAUUGAGAAAUUAAUUUACUUGUCCAUAGCCACACAACUAAUAUGUGUCAGAGGCAGAACUUGAAUCCAGGUCUUUCUGACUUGCCAAAUAAAUAUGUUGACUGUUAAUGUAGAAAAUAGUAGCUGUUAACUUCUUUUAUUGACAAUAUUCAUUUUUAGAUUUUAUUUAGCACCAAAUAAAUAUAUCCCUCUCUCCUCCACUACCCGGUGAAUCCAUACCAUAGAGAAUAAGAAGGAAAUGAAAAAACUUUUUGAAAAACAGUUUUAGCAAAACUAACUGAACAUUAUACACAGUGUUCCGUGCUCAUGGCUUUCAUUCUGCAAAGAAGUUAGCAAGGUACAUUUUUCUAGCUCUUUUUAAGUCAGAGCUUUGUUAUUAUAAUGGACCAUAUGUUUUAUCCUUUCGUUCUUUUCCAUUGACGUUGUAGUCAUGGAUGUUAUUUCUUUGGUUCUGCUUUCUUUAUUGGUUUCUAUCUUUCCAUGCACCCCUGGAUUCUUCAUAUUCCUUGUUACUUACAAUGCAGUAAUAUUCCAUUACAUUUAUGUACCCCAGUGGUUCUAAAACUUUUUUUUGUUCACAAUGUAGUAUUCUUUGCUUGUGGGAAUUUGUAGCUCACAGAACAUUUAAGUUGGCAACACAAUGGGAGAUUUGAACUUGCAGUUUCCCUUCAAUAAAAGCAGCCAUUUUUAAUUCUUAAA
Messenger RNA from Trichosurus vulpecula (common brushtail), 3345 nucleotides. It is a transcript of the gene EXOSC2, whose product is annotated as exosome component 2. Gene Ontology annotation, biological process: TRAMP-dependent tRNA surveillance pathway; nuclear polyadenylation-dependent rRNA catabolic process; poly(A)-dependent snoRNA 3'-end processing. The record is from RefSeq and is a predicted model, not a curated record. The coding region runs from base 33 to 914 and encodes 293 amino acids. Gene Ontology annotation, molecular function: RNA binding. NCBI's taxonomy places the organism in Eukaryota, Metazoa, Chordata, Mammalia, Diprotodontia, Phalangeridae. The transcript is spliced from 9 exons. Gene Ontology annotation, cellular component: cytoplasmic exosome (RNase complex); nuclear exosome (RNase complex).